CUUUUAAAACCUCCAAAAACCCUAGAAAGACCAGAGAGAGAGAGAGAGAGAUGAGAGGGAAGAAAGACAGAUCUCAAUAAGCAAAAAAAAAACCCCUAAAAAGAUCUUCAGCCGCCGUAACCAUGCCGAUCUUGUACAUGCUUCCGAUGCCUCAAUCUCUUCAAAAGGGGUAUUACGCAUCGAACAAUCCAUACCAAGCGAGCGGACCAAAAGGGUUCAUUGAGUUCAAGUACUUGAAAGAGACCCCUGAUCUGUACGUGAAGCUUGAUUUCCCAGGAGUCAAGGAAGAUACUGUUCUCGUCCGUCUCGUACCGUCGGAGAAAACUGUUGUCGUCACCGGAGAUGCACCGAAGGAGAGCCCACACGAUUCUUCUCACCGCAAGUACGGUACCGCCACGGGACUCAUCUGUGACUGCUGCGUUAUCAGUAAGUUCCAGGCUUUUGUCGAAAACGGUGUCGUUAGACUCAUCCUCACCAAGAAGAAGACCGAUCUUCAUGGUUUUGCCUUCUGUACCUUUAGAGGUGCAAAGAUGCCUACUGAUAUUCAUUCCCUUGCUUCCAUCAGUCGUGACUAUAAUCCAGAAGACGCAGAUGGCCAUCCUUCUGGUGCUGAUCAUCGCCGUGGACUUGACCCAGAAGGUUCCGGUGGCACUGACCCUCUUGAUCCGGCGCACGCGGGUUGGAACAUACUACCACACCCGUCAGUGUUGGGGGGAUCCAAGAGUACUGUCGAGCCAAAGCAGCUCCCGAACGGUGGUCUGUUUAUCCGUAUCGACAUGCCUGGUGUUCCCGCCAACAGCGUGGCGGUGGUAAUUGACGGGGACAGUGUUGUCACCGUCAUAGGACGAGCUCCUGCGACAAUGCACGACUCAUGUGGGCGUAAUUACUUAGGCAAAGUCGCCCUUGUCCCUAGAGGAUAUGACGGCCGUCGGAUCGAGAUAAACGCCAAGCUUGGUGUCGUCCGUCUCGUUAUCCCUCCCUAGUAAUUUAAAAAUUCAUCGCAUCUUUAAUAGUACUAAUUAAGAUCAUCAAUGCUUUGCUUUUGGAGUUGUCUUGUUUGAAGUUCCAAUGGACCAUCUCAUGCCUCUGUUUGACUUUGCUUUUGGAUUCCCGAAUAUUAGUAAUAUAUAAUUAAGACCUUCAUGAUAAUA
Molecule: messenger RNA, 1151 nt
Organism: Camelina sativa (false flax)
Lineage: Eukaryota; Viridiplantae; Streptophyta; Magnoliopsida; Brassicales; Brassicaceae
Product: putative 57 kDa heat shock protein
Source: RefSeq, a predicted model, not a curated record